Entrophospora candida is the source of this 526-nucleotide messenger RNA. NCBI's taxonomy places the organism in Eukaryota, Fungi, Glomeromycota, Glomeromycetes, Entrophosporales, Entrophosporaceae. The record is from the annotation of a GenBank genome assembly.
AUGUCAUUAACUACUAGUACUAGUGGCGGUGAUAGUAGUAGUAAUCUAACAUUUGAAACGCUCGAGACUAAUCCUCGUGGAAUUCCUAAAAUCCAAUUUGUGGAAAAUGUCGAAGAAUUUAUGUCAAAGCCUUCUACAUCUACUGAAGUUAUAUUAGCUAAAUUACAAGAAACUGUAUCUAAAUAUAAAUUUAUGGAAAUAAAUUAUAUUAAUAAAAAACAAGGAUUGGAAUUAAGAAUACUUGAAAUUAAGAAAACUCUUGAAACAAAUUCUGAUGAAUCAAUGGAAACCACAUUUGAAUUAAAUGACACUUUAUGGGUACCGGCAAAAGCAAAUGUAAUGCUCGAGUAUUCAUUGCAAGAAGCAAAAGAACUUAUAAAAAGUAAAUUAUCAACAGCAGAAAAUUCUUUAAAAAAUUUAUCGGAAGAUUUAGAGUUUCUUAGAGAACAAGUUACCACAAUUGAAGUCAAUACUGCACGUAUAUAUAAUUGGGAUGUUAAAAAACGUAGAUUGGCAAAAUCUGGCA